AUGACCGUGGUAAGAUGCGCUCGGUAAUCGAGCUGUUGUGUCUGUUCUCUCUGUUUUUCCUGUAGACGGCGCCUUGCUCCCCGGUCUGUUGGAAGGCUUUGUACGGAGAUCAUGUCGACCGCGCUGGAAAGCUACAUUAACAGGACCGUAGCAGUUAUAACGUCUGAUGGAAGAAUGAUCGUGGGGACACUAAAAGGAUUUGAUCAGACGAUCAACCUAAUCCUUGACGAGAGUCAUGAACGGGUCUUCAGCUCCACUCAGGGGGUGGAACAGGUCGUGCUGGGCCUGUAUAUUGUCAGAGGAGACAAUGUGGCUGUUAUUGGAGAGAUUGAUGAGGAAACAGAUUCUGCCCUGGACCUUGGAAACAUUCGUGCUGAGCCUCUCAACUCCGUGGUUCACUGAUGAUUCUAAGCCGUGCCAGGGACCUUCCAGCCUGUGUUGUUGUAAAGAUGAUGUACUUUGUAACAGUUUAUUCUGUAAAUUACUCCGUAUGCAAGGAUGUGGGUUUUUUUUUAAAAGCAACAUGACCAUAUAUUUUCAAUAAAUGCUUUUAAAUGUACCUGUAGAAUAAUGGUAUGAAAAACAUACAGUUUGUAAUUUUUGCAAAUCUCCAAAAGUCCUUACAUGUAACCUGUGGAAUUACGUUUUCUGAAUAACAGUCCAAAUUUAAAAAUACAUGAAUGGACUUUUGCUUGAUUUAAUUUUACCAAAAUAAACAUUCAA
Messenger RNA from Paramormyrops kingsleyae, 723 nucleotides. It is a transcript of the gene lsm8, whose product is annotated as LSM8 homolog, U6 small nuclear RNA associated. The record is from RefSeq and is a predicted model, not a curated record. Gene Ontology annotation, biological process: mRNA splicing, via spliceosome. Gene Ontology annotation, cellular component: U6 snRNP; U4/U6 x U5 tri-snRNP complex; precatalytic spliceosome. Gene Ontology annotation, molecular function: mRNA binding. Lineage: Eukaryota; Metazoa; Chordata; Actinopteri; Osteoglossiformes; Mormyridae.